AUGGAUUUCUCCAACCUCAAAGACCAGGUCAGCAACCUGUCCUUGUAUGACCUCAAGGCGGGUGUUCGCAAAGUGCAAAAUGCCGUUAUGAACUAUACCGAGAUGGAAUCCAAGGUUCGGGAAGCUACAAACAAUGAACCUUGGGGUGCGUCGACUACGUUGAUGCAGGACAUUGCCAAUGGAACACAUAGCUACCAAUUGCUCAAUGAGAUCAUGCCCCUGAUUUACAAACGAUUCACCGACAAGAGCGCGGAGGAAUGGCGACAGAUCUACAAGAGUCUUCAGCUACUCGAAUUCCUUGUUAAGAAUGGUUCCGAACGAAUUGUUGACGAUGCACGAUCCCAUCUAUCGCUCAUUCGGAUGCUCCGGCAAUUCCACUAUAUCGAUGCGAACGGCAAGGACCAGGGUAUCAACGUGCGCAAUCGGUCUUCUGAAUUGGUGAAAUUGUUGGGCGAUGUGGAUCAGAUUCGCAAUGAACGGAAGAAGGCCAAGAACAACCGCAACAAGUUCAGCGGGUUUGAAGGUGGCAUGGGUUCUAGCGGCAGCGGUGGAAUGUCCAGCUCUGGCCGGUAUGGAGGCUUUGGCAGCGACAGUGCGGGGUAUGGUGGAUAUAGUGGAGGUGUCUUCGGGGAUGGCGGCGGCUUCGGUGGUGAAUCCCAGAGCGACUUCCAGGACACCGGACGACGGUCCAAUCGAUUCGAUGAAUAUGACGAGUAUGAUGGAGCGGAUGCCCCCACGCGCUCGCGCGAAAAGCCCGCAGCAAAGAAGCCAGAGCCGGCUCCUGCGCCUGUAGCGGACCUAUUCGAUUUCGGCGACGACGAGCCUGUCGCUACGACAACCUCCACUGCUGCGGGCAAGCAGCCCGCCGGCAGUGCUCUCAACAUGCUCGACCCAACCCCAGCUGAUGAUGAUGAUUUCGACGACUUCCAGUCCGCAACACCGGCUGUCCAACCUACUCAAUCCGCGCCAAACUUCGGCAUCCCGCCGCCAGCAUCUACUGCCAGUACAACUGCUAGCACACAAUUCGUUGCACCUCAGCCAAUCUCAGCCUCGCAGGGCGCCAACAUCAACGGCCUGGUUGGAUUCACGUCAGCACCUCCCACCCCAUCGUCCAGCGGGCUUACCUCUCCCACCUCGCAAGCUCCAAUGCAACCCAAGCCUUCAGGCUACCAAGCUGCCACGCCCAACUACUUCACCUCAAUCAACACCAACAUCUCCCAACAGUCCGGGUCUUCCCACGCUGCAUCCCCAUCCCUGUCCUCCGUGACAUCCCCCACAGCAAAGCCCGCCGCACCAGCAGCAACCAAGAAGACCUCCGGCGACGCCUUCGGCUCACUGUGGUCAACCGCCAGUGCCAGCGCCGGCAUCCAGAAAACAAACACAGGCUCCAACAAGGGCCCCAACCUCGCCAGCAUGGCCAAGGAAAAGGCCAGCGCCGGUAUCUGGGGCGCCCCUACCGGCACUAACGUAUCAAGCCAGAGCCAGCCACCGCAAAAGCAGUCCAGCUCGGCUUUUGAUGAUCUACUUGGUUGA
This is a messenger RNA of Penicillium soppii, 1533 nucleotides long. Its product is annotated as ENTH domain-containing protein. Gene Ontology annotation, biological process: Golgi to endosome transport; endocytosis. Bases 1 to 1533 code for a protein of 510 amino acids. Gene Ontology annotation, molecular function: clathrin binding; phospholipid binding. Gene Ontology annotation, cellular component: plasma membrane; endosome; clathrin vesicle coat. The transcript has 5 exons. The record is from RefSeq and is a predicted model, not a curated record. NCBI's taxonomy places the organism in Eukaryota, Fungi, Ascomycota, Eurotiomycetes, Eurotiales, Aspergillaceae.